CCAACUGCUGGCUUGCGACCGAGGGCCGGGACGGGCGUGUGAAGACCCUCCGCGGCCGGUUCCUAGGACACCGACUGGAAGGGAAUCGAUCUAGAUUAGGGAAAGCAACCCAGCUCUACUCAUCAGCAGGCUGGUGCCCAUUUCACUUGACCUCAACCUUGAGGGGUACUGAGCCUGUGCUUGUGAGGGAGAGUGCUGCUCAGACGGUGAUGUCAGCUGCCAGAGUUUACCGGUAACCAUCUCAUGGUUUGACUUGGGAAUGAAAUCUUCUGAAAUCUCAGACCAGAACGCUUUUUGUUCACCAUGGAGGACAAAAGACGGCGAGCCCGAGUGCAGGGGGCCUGGGCUGCUCCUCCCAAGAGCCAGGCUGCUGCUCAGCCAGCUACUACCGCCAGGAGUCAUCUUCCCCAGACACUGGGGCAGACUUGGAAGAGAAAGGAACAGCAGCCGUCUGACAGAGAAUUUGUGUUCAGAGAACCUCAGCUGGUUGUACGUACAGCUCCAGAACCCAGAGUGAUUGACAGGGAAGGUGUGUAUGAAAUCAGCCUAUCACCCACAGGUGUGUCUAGGGUGUGUUUAUAUCCUGGCUUUGUGGACUUGAAGGAAGCUGACUGGAUAUUGGAGCAGCUUUGUCGGGAUGUUCCCUGGAAACAGAGGAUGGGCAUCAGAGAGGAUAUAACUUAUCCGCAACCAAGACUUACAGCAUGGUAUGGAGAGCUUCCUUACACAUACUCAAGGAUCACUAUGGAACCAAAUCCUCACUGGCAUCCUGUGCUGUCCACUCUGAAGAGCCGCAUUGAGGAGAACACUGGCCACACUUUCAACUCUCUGCUGUGUAACCUUUACCGGGACGAGAAGGACAGUGUGGACUGGCACAGUGAUGAUGAGCCCUCUCUGGGGAGCUACCCUGUCAUUGCUUCACUAAGUUUUGGUGCCACUCGGACUUUUGAGAUGAGGAAGAAACCCCCACCUGAAGAGAAUGGAGACUACACGUAUGUGGAAAGAGUGAAGAUACCAUUGGAUCACGGGACCUUGCUAAUCAUGGAAGGAGCCACUCAAGCUGACUGGCAGCACCGAGUGCCCAAGGAAUACCACUCUAGAGAACGGAGAGUAAACCUAACCUUUCGGACCAUUUAUCCAGACCCCAGAGGAGCCCCCUGGUAACUGGACAUGUCUACAGAGUGCCGCUGAGGUGAGGGCUUUGCACCUGGCAGCCCCUCCUGCCUCCUGGAAGCACUUCAGAAACUGCUCCAUGCACUCUCAUGAUGGGGCUGUUUGGAAAUUGUGACAUUUGCUUCUCAGAUCCUGCUCCUCCUGAAUGAAAGCCACCAGCACUUCAUGUUGCCAACAUGUCUGCUAUGGGAAUGGUUAGAGACAAAUCUCUAAAUCAAGGGUUAUCAUUAGGCAAAUUAAAAACUGCUCUGGCUGUGCUCACAGA
Molecule: messenger RNA, 1438 nt
Organism: Meriones unguiculatus (Mongolian gerbil)
Lineage: Eukaryota; Metazoa; Chordata; Mammalia; Rodentia; Muridae
Gene: Alkbh3
Product: alkB homolog 3, alpha-ketoglutarate dependent dioxygenase
Exons: 10
Coding region: 304-1164 (286 amino acids)
Biological process (GO): DNA repair; DNA alkylation repair
Cellular component (GO): nucleus
Molecular function (GO): dioxygenase activity
Source: RefSeq, a predicted model, not a curated record